UGUUUGUCGUCAUGCUGUUUGGCGUCAUGCUGUUUGUCGUCAUGCUGUUUGUCGUCAUGCUGUUGGACGUCAUGCUGUUUGUCGUCAUGUUGUUUGUCGUCAUGUUGUUUGGCGUCAUGCUGUUGGACGUCAUGCUGUUUGUCGUCAUGCUGUUUGGCGUCAUGCUGUUUGUCGUCAUGCUGUUUGUCGUCAUGCUGUUUGGCGUCAUGCUGUUUGUCGUCAUGUUGUUUGGCGUCAUGCUGUUGGACGUCAUGCUGUUUGUCGUCAUGUUGUUUGGCGUCAUGCUGUUUGUCGUCAUGUUGUUUGGCGUCAUGUUGUUUGUCGUCAUGUUGUUGGACGUCAUGCUGUUUGUCGUCAUGCUGUUUGUCGUCAUGUUGUUUGUGGUCAUGCUGUUUGUCGUCAUGCUGUUUGUCGUCAUGUUGUUUGACGUCGGGCUGUUUGUCGUCAUGUUGUUUGUCAUCAUGCUGUUUGUCGUCAUGUUGUUUGUCGUCAUGCUGUUUGUCGUCAUGUUGUGUGACGUUGAGCUUGAGUUGGUAG
Messenger RNA from Pleuronectes platessa (European plaice), 537 nucleotides. RefSeq names its product keratin-associated protein 4-3-like. The annotation marks the transcript as partial. The record is from RefSeq and is a predicted model, not a curated record. Gene Ontology annotation, cellular component: keratin filament. The transcript has a single exon. Lineage: Eukaryota; Metazoa; Chordata; Actinopteri; Pleuronectiformes; Pleuronectidae.